Messenger RNA from Penicillium nucicola, 1998 nucleotides. RefSeq names its product glycoside hydrolase family 127 protein. The transcript is spliced from 6 exons. NCBI's taxonomy places the organism in Eukaryota, Fungi, Ascomycota, Eurotiomycetes, Eurotiales, Aspergillaceae. Gene Ontology annotation, biological process: carbohydrate metabolic process. Bases 1 to 1998 code for a protein of 665 amino acids. The record is from RefSeq and is a predicted model, not a curated record.
AUGGCUUUCCCAUACUAUCCACAAGAAAGCUUUGUCGCGACGACCUUUGCCCCAGGAUCCUUUUGGGCACGUCGUCGCGAAGUCGUACGGACUCAGACACUGCGGCAUCAACUGAACAUGCUCAAAACCACAGGGAGAUAUGACGCUUUCAAGUUAAAAUGGCACCCAAGCUAUGGAGAUCCUCCCACGGUGUAUCCUGUUCCAAACCACCAAUUCUGGGACUCUGAUGUGGCCAAGUGGAUUGAAGGAGCUUGCUAUUUGUUGAUAGAUUAUUAUGAUGCAGAGAUAGAUGCAGCUGUGAAGGAGCUAGUGCAGAUGAUCCAGAGUGCCCAGCAUCCUGAUGGAUAUCUUAACAUUCAUUAUUCGGUUGUCGAGCCAGGCAAGCGCUUCACCAAUCUGCGAGAUAUGCACGAGCUAUACAACGCGGGUCAUCUCAUUGAAGGUGCACUUGCCCAUCAUCUCUUCUACAAGAAUGAUGACAUGCUGUCUCCCAUAUUGAAGUAUGUGGACCUUCUUGCAGCAACGUUCGGAAACCAUGAUGCUCAAAUCCCGGGAUAUCCUGGACACCCAGAGAUUGAACUCGCUCUCCUGAGGCUGUACAAAGUCACAGGAGAUGAAAAGCAUCUCAAGCUUGCUCAAUUUUUCAUUGAAGAACGAGGGAAUCCGUCCAGUGGAAGCACAAAUAGGCACUACUAUGACAUUGAAGCCGAAGCAAGAGGCGAGAAAGAGCAUGAGCGACCUGCCUACUUCCCCGCUGCCAGAAGCUACUCUUAUCAACAGGCACAAGUCCCAAUUGUGGAGCAAGAAACCAUUGAAGGACACUCAGUCCGAGCCAUGUACCUGCUCACAGCAGUGACAGAUAUGAUUCGCAUAUUCCGACCUGACAGUAAAGUGGGAGCCACUUUCUUACCCGUUGUCAAUCGGCUUUGGUCCAACAUGGUGGAGCAAAAGUCCUAUGUCACUGGUGGAAUUGGAGCCAUCAAGCAAUGGGAAGGCUUUGGCCUUGACUACUUUUUGCCUCAUGGGACUGAUGAGGGUGGUUGCUACGCAGAGACAUGUGCUGCAAUUGGAGUCAUGAUGCUUGCUGAAAGGCUGUUGCAGAUCGAUCUCGACAGCCAUUACGCUGAUAUAAUGGAGUUGUGUCUUUAUAACGCAGUAUUGACUGGUAUGAGUCUGGAUGGUAAGGCAUUUACCUACGUGAACCAGCUUGCUUCCUCGGACAAGGAUCUUUCUGAGCGCUAUGAAUGGUUCGAAUGCGCUUGCUGUCCACCAAAUGUUACACGUACUCUGGGCUACUUGGGUGGGUAUGUCUGGAGUCACAGUGCGACGGAAAGCAGCGCCGUUGUCAAUGUGCAUCUAUAUACCUCGGCCACUCUACGUGUUCCUAUUUCGGGGUCAGUAGUUGAAAUCACCCAGAAGACUGAUUGGCCUUGGAACGGCGAUGUUUAUUUCACCAUUGAGACAAAUGGACCCCCUGUCGACCUUGAGAUGAGGCUGAGAAUUCCUGGCUGGGCAGAUUCGUGGGAGAUUACCCCGAGUUCCAGAUCACUAGAUAUCCAGAAAGGAUACUUACAUCUAAAUGCCGAGUGGCUUCAACAAAACUCCCAAUUCCGACUUUCUUGUCCAAUGCAACCACGAGUCGCCCGGCCCCAUCCACUCACCAACCAGCCCGUGGCAUACAUCACACGAGGGCCGAUUGUGUACUGCGUGGAAGACUACGAUCACCCAUGGGAAGAGAAUCAUUUCAAGAAAACUAUACUUGACCCCAAUGCUCACUUGCGAGAAGAGACACGAUCUGAGCCCGAUCAGUACGUGGCUAUUAUUGCCGAGAAUGGAGCCAAAGGCCAGCUUGACGCAUCAGCUUGGAACAAACAGAUUGUGGCCGAGGCAGGGAUUAUUGUCACCGGAGAAAAGAGGGAUCUGUGCUAUAUGCCGUAUUACUUGCGGGCCAAUAGGGGUGGAAGAGGACAGAUGAGGGUGGGACUACGUAUUGAAUGA